AUGGGGACCAAACCCAGGUUGGUCGCAUGCUGUGGAGACUGUCAGAACAAAAAACCACACUCGGUGGCUUUAGCAACAGAAACCUAUCAUCAUUCUCAAGGCAUUUUAAAUUGCUGUUUGGCAUAUAAUGUUGGUCUCCUAGAAGCAAAGAUAUUUUCUGGUCCUUCAAGUGAACAGUUUGGCUAUGCAGUACAACAGUUUAAAAACCCAAGUGGCAACUGGUUGCUUGUUGGUUCACCUUGGAGUGGUUUUCCUGACAACCGAAUGGGAGAUGUGUAUAAAUGCCCAGUUGACUUGUCCUCUACCUCAUGUGAAAGACUGAAUUUGCAAACUUCCACGAACAUCCCCAAUGUUACUGAGAUGAAAACCAACAUGAGCCUUGGCUUGACACUCAAAAGAAAUGUGGGAACUGGAGGAUUUCUCACCUGUGGUCCCCUAUGGGCACAUCAGUGUGGAAAUCAAUAUUACACAACUGGUCUGUGUUCUGACGUCAGUCCUGAUUUUCAGCUUCUGGACAGCUUUUCACCUGCAGUUCAGAACUGUCCUUCUCUUAUCGAUGUUGUGAUCAUAUGUGAUGAAUCCAACAGUAUUUAUCCCUGGGAAGCAGUAAAGAAUUUUUUGGAAAAAUUUGUAAGUGGCCUUGAUAUAGGCCCCCAAAAGACACAGGUUGGGUUAAUUCAGUAUGGCAACAAUCCAAGAGUUGUAUUUAACUUGAACACCUUCAAAACAAAAGACGAAAUGAUGAAAGCAGCAUCUCAGACUUACCAGCAUGGUGGGGACCAAACAAAUACAUUCAAAGCAAUUCAAUAUGCAAAAGAUUAUGCAUUCUCACCUGCUGUGGGGGGAAGACCAACUGCUACCAAAGUUAUGGUGGUUGUGACUGAUGGAGAAUCACAUGAUGGCUCACAGCUGACAUCCGUGAUUGAUCAAUGCAACAAAGAGAAUAUCCUGAGGUUUGGCAUCGCAGUCCUUGGGUAUUUAAAUAGAAAUGCCCUUGAUACUAAAAAUUUAAUCAAAGAAAUCAAAGCAAUUGCCAGUAAUCCAUCAGAAAGGUACUUUUACAAUGUGUCUGAUGAGGCAGCUCUGCUCGAAAAGGCGGGGACAUUAGGAGAACAAAUUUUCGGCAUUGAAGGAACUGUUCAAGGGGGAGAAAGUUUCCAGAUGGAAAUGUCACAAGUGGGAUUCAGCGCAGAUUACUCUUCUCAAAAUGAUGUUUUGAUGCUGGGUGCAGUAGGAGCUUAUGACUGGAGUGGGACUAUUGUACAGAAGACAACUCAAAGACAGUUGAUCUUCCCUAAACAAGACUUUGACCAAAUUCUGCAAGAUAGAAAUCAUAGCUCAUAUUUAGGUUACUCUGUGGCAGCCAUCUCUACUGGAAAAGGUGUCCACUUUGUUGCUGGGGCUCCUCGGGCAAAUUAUACUGGUCAGAUAGUGCUGUACAGUGUUAAUGAGAAAGGCAAUGCCACUGUUAUUCAGGCUCACAGAGGUGAUCAGAUUGGCUCCUACUUUGGAAGUGUGCUGUGUUCAGUCGAUGUCAAUAAAGAUGGUAUUACAGACGUGCUCUUAGUAGGAGCACCAAUGUUCAUGAAUGAUCUAAAGAAAGAGGAGGGAAGAGUCUACUUAUUUACUAUCUCGAAGGGAAUAUUGAAUUGGCACAAAUUUCUUAGAGGCCCUGAAGGUGCAGAAAAUGCUCGGUUUGGUUCAGCCAUUACUGCUCUUUCCGACAUCAACAUGGAUGGCUUUAAUGAUGUGAUAGUUGGGUCACCUUUAGAAAAUCAGAACGCUGGAGCUGUUUACAUCUACAAUGGUCAUGAACGCACCAUCCGUUUGAAGUACUCCCAGAAAAUCCUAGGGUCUGAUGCCACCUUUCGAAAUCAUCUCCAAUUCUUUGGGAGAUCUCUGGAUGGCUAUAGAGAUUUAAAUGGAGAUUCCAUUCCUGAUGUUUCCAUUGGUGCCUUUGGCCAAGUGGUCCAGCUCUGGUCACAGAGUAUUGCUGAUGUAUCUGUAGAAGCUUCAUUCACACCAGAAAAAAUAAUUUUGGUCAACAAAAAUGCUGAUAUAAAUCUCAAACUAUGCUUCAGUGCUAAGUUUAGACCUGAGCAAAGAAGUCAAGUGGCCAUUAAAUAUAACAUCACAGUUGAUGCUGAUCAGUAUUCUUCCAGAGUCACAUCCAGGGGGUUGUUUACGGAAAAUAAUGAGAGGUUUCUGCAGAAAAAGUUGAUGGUAAAUCAAGCCCAGACUUGCGCUGAGUUCAUCAUCCAUGUACAGGAGCCCUCUGAUGUUAUCAGUCCAUUGGAUCUGUGUGUGAACAUCAGCCUGGCCAACCCAGGAACCAGCCCUGCCCUUGAAGCCUACUCAGAGACAGCCAAGGUCUUCAGUAUCCCUUUCCAUAAAGACUGCGGUGAUGAUGGACUUUGCAUCUCUGAUCUAGUUCUAGAUGUCCAACAGCAGCCAGCUGCUCAAGCAGAACCCUUUAUUGUCAGCAACAAAAACAAAAGAUUAACGUUUUCAGUGACACUGUCAAACAAAAAGGAGAGUGCAUACAACACUAGGAUUGUUGUUGAUUUCUCAGAAAACUUGUAUUUUGCUUCCUGGUCCUUGCCGAUCGAUGGAACUGAAAUACGAUGCCAAGUUGCUUCCUCCCAGAAGUCUGUUACCUGUGACGUUGGCUACCCUGCUUUGCAUCCAAAACAACAGGUGACUUUUAUUAUUAACUUUGACUUCAAUCUUCAAAAUCUUCAGAAUGAGGCAUCUGUCAAUUUCCAAGCCCUAAGUGAAAGCCAUGAAGAAAAUAAUUCAGAUAACAGGGCUGACUUCAGAGUUCCUCUUUUGUAUGAUGCUGAAAUUCACAUCAGAGGAUUCAUCAACAUAAAUUAUUAUGAAGUCUCAAAUGAGAAUGUUCCUUCUGUGGUGGACAGUUUUGAAGAUAUUGGUCCCCAGUUCAACUUUUCCAUUAAGGUAACAACAGGAAAUGUUCCAGUAAGCAUGGCAUCUGUGACCAUCCACAUCCCUGAAAACACUAAGGGAAAUAACCCACUGAUGUACCUAACUGAUGUUCACACAGAUAUGAACGGUGAUAUCACUUGUAGUGCAGAUAUAAAUCCACUGAAAAUUGGACAAACAUCAUCUUCUGUAGAUUUCAAGAGUGAAGAUUUCUGGCACAUAAAUGAAUUGAACUGCAAAACUGCUUCCUGUAGUAACUUUACCUGCUGGCUAAAAGAUCUUCAUGUAAAGGAAGAGUACUUCCUGAAUGUGUCUACUAGAAUUUGGAAUGGGACCUUUGCAGCAUCAACCUUCCAGGCAGUUCAACUGAUGGCAGCCGCAGAAAUCGACACCUACAACCCUCAGAUAUACAUGAUAGAAGAAAAUACCAUCACGAUUCCUAUCGCGAUAAUGAAACUCCAUGAGAAAGCUGAAGUACCAAUUGGAGUCAUAAUAGGAAGUAUAAUUGCUGGACUCCUUUUGCUUUUGGCUCUGGUCGCUGUUUUAUGGAAGCUUGGCUUCUUCAAAAGAAAAUAUGAAAAGAUGAUGAAAAAUACAGAUGAGAAUGACGAGGCCACAGAACUCAACAGCUGA
This is a messenger RNA of Suncus etruscus (white-toothed pygmy shrew), 3576 nucleotides long. It is a transcript of the gene ITGA2, whose product is annotated as integrin subunit alpha 2. Gene Ontology annotation, cellular component: external side of plasma membrane; integrin complex. The transcript is spliced from 31 exons. Lineage: Eukaryota; Metazoa; Chordata; Mammalia; Eulipotyphla; Soricidae. Gene Ontology annotation, molecular function: integrin binding. The record is from RefSeq and is a predicted model, not a curated record. Gene Ontology annotation, biological process: cell-cell adhesion; integrin-mediated signaling pathway; cell-matrix adhesion. The coding region runs from base 1 to 3576 and encodes 1191 amino acids.